This is a messenger RNA of Serendipita indica DSM 11827, 1047 nucleotides long. Lineage: Eukaryota; Fungi; Basidiomycota; Agaricomycetes; Sebacinales; Serendipitaceae. The record is from the annotation of a GenBank genome assembly.
AUGUCACAUACCAUCGACAUCUCUCCUUCAGACGAUGUUGGAUCCCAAAAACAUGCACGGCUCCUCGUCCACGACGAUAUACUCCAGCACCUUACAGAUACGAGAAUUUCAGACGGAGGGCCAGAUGUGGGUCUGGAAGACUACUCUAUUUCACUUCCAACGCCGGUAACCGCCUCGAUUUCGACUACUGCGCAUGUCUCCCUGAAGCCUAGUUCCAUUCCAGCCAUCCACGUUGGUGGCUCCAAGAUCCAACCGACAACCGCGGUAAUAGUACCCAUCUGGAUUCUUUUUAGCUCCAGCGUCAUAAUUUAUAACAACUAUAUAUACAAUACGCUCAACUUUCGCUACCCCGUCUUUCUUGUCAGCUGGCAUCUCAUCUUUGCUGCAUUGGGAACUCGCGUGCUAGCCAAAACAAGCACCCUUCUUGACGCUGCAAAGGAUGCACCCAUAACUGGGGCCAUUUAUAUGCGGGCCAUUGCACCGAUUGCUCUCCUCUUCGCAGGUUCUCUGGUUCUGUCCAAUAAGGCCUACUUGUACCUUUCUGUCAGCUUCAUUCAAAUGCUCAAGGCGUUCAACCCCGUGGCCAUUCUUUUGAUCUCAUUCACCUUUCGCAUACAAUCGCCAUCCACACGCCUUCUAUUCAUCGUCUUGGCAAUUAGCUUUGGCGUAUGCCUGGCAAGCUACGGGGAGCUCCGCUUUGAUCUUCGAGGCUUCAUCAUUCAAGCCAUGGCUCCAUGCGCAUUGUUGACAAUAUCGUUGCUGCCCAUCACCGAGGGGUUGGCCCCGUUUAUGAAUGUUAUCGACCAAGUUGGGUUGUUCCAUCUCCUGGCCAACGCCAUGACAGCCUUUCUGCUGAACAUUGCUGCUGUUUGGCUAGUAGGUAUUGGGGGAGGUCUAGUGCUCACCCUUGCAGGAGUCUUCAAAGAUAUAUUACUAGUGACGGGUUCGGUCCUAAUCUUCCACUCAGACAUUACCAGCAUUCAGGUAAUAGGCUAUACAAUUGCUCUUGCUGGCCUGAUAGUCUUUAAGACAACUGGGUCCAAAUAA